CUUUUAUAUAUUACUUAAUGUCCCAUUGAUUUUCCAAUGUGGGAUACAAAUCCCUUAAUACUUUCCGACACUGGUGCUUGAAGUUAAUAAAACAUUAAAGGACAAAAGACAGCAAGCUAAGCUCCCAAUCCUAAGCGCUUCUGUAAAUUAAAGUUUUCUAUUUCUGAAAUAACAAAACAUUUCAUGAUAUAAUAGAGAAAUUAAUAUGAAUAUUUUACAUGAAAUGUUACAUGAUGUGUGCGUGAAAAUGCAACAGAAGAAUAAUAAAUAAAAAGUUUAUUUUUUACUUUGAGUGGUAUCUUAGAUCCAUGUGACGGACUAUAGUUUUUUUUUGACGGCGUUCAUUGUCUCCUCCCUUCCUGGAUAAUUGUGCAACCUGACAGAACAAAACUCGACGGCAUCUCCAAGUGGUAUUUCUCAUCACUCCUUGCCAAUUGGUGGGGUCAUGAAGUGUAGACUCGUAUGAAAGCUUUCGGCUUUGGUGACUCGGCGGUUCAACUCCGCUAGCCACAAGUUUGUCCUCAGAGAUUUGUCUUUCUGAUUGUUAGAAAAGGUUGCAGCAACGGCGGAAGAUGCUAACGAAGUUGCUAUCUUACCGUGAGGGGAGAUGAAUAUGUGGUAAUUCGGACAACCUAUUUUGAGAAAUUAAUUAAAUUAAUAUAUUAAAAAAACAGAAAAAUAUUAUGAAUAUUUGAUAUGUAUUCCAUCCAUGAUGCCCUGACCGGUCUUUCUCACCAUAAUUUAUGAAAUACUUUGAUUAGACAAGAUACACGUGGUAGCUGAUAAGUAAUGAAAAGAUUAAAUAUUAUUCUGGAUAAGUUCGUGAAGUUUAAAAGAAAGAACUAGACAAAUACUGAAUAUCAAAAUUGCUGAGGUGUUGCAACCAUAAUAUUAUUCUCAACAGUUUUUGAUUAAAAAUAAACCAAAAAUCAAAACUUAUGUAUCUAUUACUUUGAACAACAAAAAAAGAUAUCCUUGUUUCUUUUAUUUACUCAUCAUAAUUUAAAUUCUAUAAAUAGCAUAGUCUCCGUAUCUAUAAAUUCUAUUAAUCGACUGGUCGAAUAAAAUAAAAUUCAUCUUGAUAUUAAAUUUAAUAGCAGUUUAAUAUUCUUUAUCUAUGAUUUAAUUUUAAAUCAUUUUUACAAAUAGUAAUUAUGAUAUUUACUAUCGAUUUUUUAAAAAGUAAAAUCUCAAUUUAAGAGGUGCUACAUUUGAAAAUUAAAAGUGACAAUUGUUUAAGUGUAGAAAUUCUACGGUUAAAAGAAGGCUUCAACACAUUUGAGAUAAAACGCGUAUUCCAGACUCAAAAACGGAAAGACGGACAGUCAAGUAUGCGGUGCUCGAAACUAAUUGUUUUAUUUUGUCCACAUUAAUACAAAGUCUCUUUUUUUGGUUACCUGAGUCUUAAUCAAGUAUAUUUAAGUUGAUGAUAAAAAACUUAAUUUUUCAAGUGUCUUAAUUAUUCUAUAUGAACAAAUAGAAACUUGCAACAAACAACAAGCAACAACAUUUGAAAUUUGAUAGAGCCUUUGUGCGUUUUCUAAAUCAUGCAAAAUACUUUUUUUAACAUUACUAAGAAAAGUACGAAUUAACUUAUUCCGUAUAUAGAACACGAGACAUCAACUUUUUAUCGACUUUUGGAGUAAUUUAUUUGCAGAUUCUUUUGCUUCCAAAGAGAUCUCAACAAGCACAUGUGCUUUUAUUGCUUAAUAAAGAAAACCCAAUCCAAACUUGCAGUUGAACUUUUAGGCUGACAAGCCUUAUUUAACUAACCCUAUAAAGUCAACUUGCAGUUGAACGUUUAUGCAAACGCUUAUUAUUGAAGCCUAUCCCUCAAACUUAUUUCAUAUUAAACCCAUCGACUCCUCAUUGAUUCUUGCUCACAGUCAGAAACUAUCUCCUCUCUUUCUCUCUGACACACAAACCAAAGAUCACUAAGACAUCAAAUCCACAACAUGGGAACACUCGUUGGACAUGUUUUACCAGGUCUUGCUUUCUUAGCACUUGGCUUAUGGCACUUAUUCAACAACAUAAAGCUCUUUUGUCUUCGUCCAAACAUAUUCUAUUCAUCUAUAUGGUUCCCAGUAUCAAAGAUCAGGUACUUAGAGCUCUACUUCAUCAUGUUCUCUUCAUCAGCUUCCAUAUCAAUGGAGCUCUUCGUUGGACCUAGAAAGCACCAGCCCUUUGACUCAGAUGGCACCAUCCCAUCAAACCACCUCCACAACUUUGAACAUUCUUUCAUCUCCAUGUCCUUCUUGGUUUAUGCUGUUUUAGCACUAGUGCUUGACCGAGCACGACCUAGAGCACCGGCUUCUGAGGGGCUAACCAUCCUAGCUGCAGCCGCUGCCUUCAGUCAGGAGCUACUUCUUUUCCAUUUUCACUCUACCGACCACGUGGGUUUUGAGGGACAGUACCAUUUGAUCCUCCAACUCAUUAUCUUUGUCUCUCUCCUCACCACUCUCAUGGGUGUUGCCUUGCCCAAGAGCUUUUUGGUGAGCCUUGUGAGAUCUUCAAGUAUAGUUUUUCAAGGAGUGUGGUUUAUAUUUUUGGGUUGCAUGCUUUACACACCAAGUUUGAUCCCUAAAGGAUGUUUUAUUUACGUUGAAGAUGGGCACCAACUGGUCAAUUGUUCAACCCAAGAAGCUCUUCACAGAGCUAAAGCGUUGGUCAACCUCGAAUUCAGUUGCUUAUUCGUUAUAAACACAAUAUGUGUUGUGACACUAUUUUUGAUUAUGGAUCGAAACUACGGUGGAAACAUAGAGUAUUCUAGUCUAACCACCAAUUAUCAAAGAGGUCAAUAUGAUGAAGAGCAACAACACUUCGAGACUCAGAAAAUGAGUUUUGUCCAGAUGGGUAAACUUGUUGAUCAUGAAGAUAAAAUGUGAGAAACUUUCUUAGUGAUGAUCGGUUAUGUCAUGAGAUACAAAAAAUGUUUAUUCUAGAUAAUAAAGUCUAUUUUACCAACUCAAUUCAAAUUGUUAUUAAUGUUUUCAUGUUUUAAUGUUUGUUGUAAUAAAAGGAAGUUCUCCAAACUAUUUCUCCUCACACCCACCCAAAAAUUGUGCUUCUUUUUCCAACACAUUAACUACCAUAAACUUUUAAAUUCUUUAAAACCUUAAAAAGUUGAAAACAAGUUCAAUUAAACCAAAAUUAUCCAGAAAAUAACAUUAAAAAAAAUUCUUUGAUUCGGUUGAUCUUGUGUGUUGUGUAUAGUGUAUUGAUCGUAAAAUGUGUUUCAUCAACCAUGUGCAAGAAACAAGUUGGAAUUUCGUAACUUUUCAGUGUUUACUUUAAUUAUCGUUUAAACGAUCAUGAUGAUUUCAAGUCGAAUCAAACUGAACAAUGCUUGAAAUUGAAAACACAAGUCUAACUUUAGCCCGUAUAAAUCCUAUCAUUUUUUGUUUAAUAAUUAUUUAGACAGUCAUUCAGGUGUCCUACACAUUUAAACUAGUAAUCAUUUGGACAUUAAUAAUUAUUUGAUUUAGUUUAUUAUAUCUCUUAGUUCAGUUUGGUCUUUCGAUUCUGGAUAAUACAAUAGCUGUAGUAGGCAGCAUGGUCUUUCGAUUCUGGAUAUACAACAGCUGUAGUAGGACAGCACUUAAACUUUGCAUGAAACACGUUGAGCUGUGGAGCCAAGUCUCUCGAAAUCGAUGUUUGUCAGGGCGCGGAUCAGAAUCCUCCAUGCUUUCUGGUUGGACUAUUGUUGCGAAGUAAAAAAAACUCGUAAAGAAAGUAAACCAAGAAUCAUCUGAAUCACGUUCGAUCGAGAAGAUACGAAACGUAUAAAAAAUAUAUGAGUGACGUGACGUGACGUCUACUUUGCAAAUUGCAACUAAUCCAAAAUGCAUGUUCAAAAGUCAGAUCAGAAGUGCGACUAAUUAAG
This is a messenger RNA of Brassica rapa (field mustard), 3883 nucleotides long. Its product is annotated as transmembrane protein 45A. The record is from RefSeq and is a predicted model, not a curated record. NCBI's taxonomy places the organism in Eukaryota, Viridiplantae, Streptophyta, Magnoliopsida, Brassicales, Brassicaceae.